Sparassis crispa is the source of this 1023-nucleotide messenger RNA. RefSeq lists its product as hypothetical. The coding region runs from base 1 to 1023 and encodes 340 amino acids. The record is from RefSeq and is a predicted model, not a curated record. NCBI's taxonomy places the organism in Eukaryota, Fungi, Basidiomycota, Agaricomycetes, Polyporales, Sparassidaceae. The transcript has a single exon.
AUGACAUCCAGCAGGAAGCCUGGCCUACGCCGGCAAUCUGCAUCUCUGGCACAAACCCGCCAGUAUCGUGCUAUAGAUGAUUACUUCCAUCGUUUCUCCUUCCAUACCGACGUUCCAACCAUCGCUCCUGACCUUACGAAGGUGCGAAACAAACGGAAGCCUCCUAGGGUGAACGACGAAGAUUGGAAGUCGGCGUGGUAUAACUGGCUCAUGAUGUCUCAUAAUAUACGCUCAUACACAUCGGGCUUUACUGUCGAUGGUUUAGAUGUCACGCUGUGGUACGCGGACCGUAUGGGUCUCGUGUAUUCUUCCCCCUUCAACUUCCUCCAACAGCCUCAUCUUCUUCUCCUCGUCAUCGCUGCAUUGGGUUCCGCCGACCUGUCGACAUUGGGAGUCUCACCCUAUCUAGAGUUUCCUUCCAGGACUUUCCAAGCUUGGCACGGUGCGACCAUAGUGGUGCCUGACGGACAUGCUCGAGACAUCGACAAUAGGGCCCUUGAGCAGCUAGUCUUCAACGUCGACAUCUGUCGGAAGCUCAGCAUGCAAUCGGGAAUACUUUGCAAAGGAACAGCUGUUCUUCCUAUCAUGGCCAUCGGCACUGCUGCCCAAAAAUUUGGUCGUGAUGAACUGGUCGUGAAGGCUGCUUGGCCUUUCGGAGCGGUUUCGUCGGAACACCGUCUCAUCAGAAUGCUUACGAGGGGUCUCCGCCGCCAAAAGCCCGACUUUUUGAAGCAUGUCGUGGAGCUUAAGUGCUCCGUUAAUCGUUCCUUAAAGGAGCUAAACCUCCCGAGAAUCUUCAUACAUGGCCCGCCCAUUUGGAAGAGCUCGAAUAGCCCUGUCUUUCGCAUGCAGAUUAUGAAAAAAUACGAGCGGCUGCAAUGCAUCGAGUGUGUGGACGAGUUCAAGACUGUUUUCGUCGACGUUGUGCGAGGUGAGCAAAGUUUGACGAAUCCUCUGUAUCUGCUGACCUCUUGUCGUAGCACAUCAUUGGGUCUGGGAGACAUCGAAGGUGCUCCAUCGUGA